This is a messenger RNA of Drosophila hydei, 1292 nucleotides long. Its product is annotated as trimeric intracellular cation channel type 1B.2. The record is from RefSeq and is a predicted model, not a curated record. Gene Ontology annotation, molecular function: identical protein binding; potassium channel activity. The coding region runs from base 24 to 848 and encodes 274 amino acids. Gene Ontology annotation, cellular component: membrane. Lineage: Eukaryota; Metazoa; Arthropoda; Insecta; Diptera; Drosophilidae. The transcript is spliced from 2 exons. Gene Ontology annotation, biological process: potassium ion transmembrane transport.
UGAAUCCGUAUGCGACGCCAACGAUGUACUUGCAGCAGCAUCUCAAGCAACUAUCCAAUCACAUCAUCUUUCGCAGCCUGCACUACGUGUUCAUUGCCGUCCAGCUGCGCGACGAGCUGACGAAGACCUCGGCCGGACGCAGCUGCCAGAAGACGCGACCGUUUACGGUGUGGCUAACCCAUAUACUACUGAGCUAUGCGGGCGAUAUACUUGUCAAUCUGCUGCUGGGCGUAUUGCCACUGGAGCCACUGAACAAUGGUCAAGAUGUGGCGCUAUGCACAGCCGCCUGGUAUAUCGUCUUCUAUAGCCCCUUCGAUGUGGUCCAUGCUGCGGCACGUAAUGUGUUCUGCCGCAGCCUGGUCGCACCUGUCACGGCGAUCAACCAGGUGCUACACAUCGAGCGUGGCGUGCAGCUGGCGACCAAGAUAUAUGGACGAAAUGCCUCGCUGCCCAUACUUAUCAUUGGCACAGUGAUUGGAAGUGGAGCCGAAUUCCUAAAGCCAGUUGCUGCGCUGCUCAUCAAUCGAUGCCAGUUGCAAAAUGUCGCCUAUGUGAAGCUGAGCACCAACUCCAAGCUGGCUCUGGGCAUCACCUGUCUAUAUCUGAUGCAGCUGAAUCACGGCUGUCUGCUGUUCGGUCUGCGGCGACGUGAGCUGCGGAUCUACGUGCUGCUCGGUCUGUCGAUCUUCAAGAUAUGUGCUGUCUUCUAUCGGGUGGACCAUGUGAUCUGGGAACUCGAGAAUCGUUUGUGCUAUGCGCUCUUUGGCGGCCUCAAUGCGGACUUGAACAAGUUUUUCAAACGGAAAAUAGCGCUGGCAUCACGCAAAUCGUUUACAAAACUUGAUUGAACCUGCAUAGAUAUAUAUAUCAUAUAUCAGAUAUGUAUAUCUGGUGAGGCACUCGAGUGGGUCGGCCACAAUGGAACCAUGUGCAUUCAUUUGAAAGAUGUUUCGCUUCAUUUGCGUAGCCCCAGCGACAGCUCCGAUUACAUAAGCUGCCACGCGUGGCGCCAUCUAGCGCUAAGCGGCUUAAAUGCGAGCGAACAGGAUUCAGAGGCAGGCAUGGCGGGUGUCUCAAACGGGUUUUUUAUACCGAGUACUUCCACAUGUGUGUGUAUGUGUGUGUGUGUGCGCGCUCGGACUGUUUAUAACAAUACAGCGAGAAUUGUGGUUCAAUGUAAAAAAUGUAUACAGAUAACUUUAAUAUGCAUUGCGCCAUUGAAACAUUUUACAGGGUAUAGUUAGUACUGCCUAAGAUAUUCGUAUUAAAUAAAGAACUUACCAGAAGAUGAG